Messenger RNA from Agrilus planipennis (emerald ash borer), 2406 nucleotides. RefSeq names its product XK-related protein 6. Gene Ontology annotation, cellular component: plasma membrane. Gene Ontology annotation, biological process: engulfment of apoptotic cell; phosphatidylserine exposure on apoptotic cell surface; apoptotic process involved in development. Bases 201 to 1376 code for a protein of 391 amino acids. NCBI's taxonomy places the organism in Eukaryota, Metazoa, Arthropoda, Insecta, Coleoptera, Buprestidae. The record is from RefSeq and is a predicted model, not a curated record. The transcript has 4 exons.
CUUGACAAUUUGAGUGUGGAUCUGUUCGUAUGAAUAUUUACCUAUUAGCUUUUAAAUUUGUGGAUGGACUUUUUUUUAUAUUAAUUGAAAUAGUGAAAGUUCAGAAUGUUAUUUUCCAUUAGGUGACAAAAUGUUAACAUCAGAAUUUCUGUUAGAACUUAUUAUUAUAGGUGCCAAAUUGUGUUUCUUUUGCUCAUAUAAUGCCCCUUCAUCAUAGUAAAAUGUGUGAACGAGAAAAUUAUGCCGACGAAGUGGACAGAUUACCUUCAAAAGAUAGGGCCACUUACUGUGAUAUAUUUGGAUUUAUUAUUUCAAUUAUAAGUCAUAUUGUUGAUAUAGGAUUGGAUUGCAAUCUAGCUUAUACUUACUACCGAAGUAAUCAAAUGCCAUAUUUUUUCGCCACAGUGGGUUUUAUUGCAGUGCCUGCUUUAAUAAAUACAGCAUUCAGUGUUCGAAUGUAUGUCUUAGACCAAAGUAAUAGUGCAAAUAAUUUAACAACGAAAUUUACAAAGAGGUCUAUUUGUUGGUUAUUAGUACUGGUGUUUCAACUUGCUCCAGUUUUAAGAUACUUUGAUGCAUUGUUUUAUGCUUUGAAAUCAAAAGAAGCUGAAAAGAAAAAUGAUACACAAAAUCAAAGGAGAUAUUACGAAUUGAUGGUGAAAGAAGAUUCUGAUGUGGCCCUGUUGAGAGUGUUGGAAUGUUUCCUUGAAGCAGCCCCACAACAAAUUUUACAACUAACCAUAAUUUUCUAUACACAUGGACAAGGCAUUAAUACCCUUACUUUUGUUCAUCAAGUUUUGUCAAUAGGAAGUUCUUUUGGAAGUAUGGGUUGGUCUAUGGCCUCUUAUCAAAGGUUGUUAAGAGUUUCAUUAAAAGACAAAGGAAAUAUAAGUAUACUAGGGACUAUUAUGCAAUUUGUAUGGCAUUUUUUGGUAACAGUGUCCAGAAUUUUGUGUAUAAGUGUAAUAGCAUCAAUUCUUCCAGAAAUUACGAUCCUCUGUCUCUUUCUGCACUGGUUAAUCAUGACAAUAUGGUUGCAUUUGUUAACUACGGAAAGAAAUUUUUGUGAUAGCAAACUGGGCGAGUCGAUUUUCUACGCAAUUUUCGGGUUUGUGUACAUAUUCACGCAUAUAAGUCUGAACCAAGGUAGAACACUGUAUAGGUACGUUUUUUUCUAUACAAUUCUCUUUAUUGAGAAUACGAUUGCUACUUUCGUAUGGUACACAAAGGCAGAUCUUGAGGUCCAACAAAGUUUAUAUUAUAAACCAAUUUUUUAUCUUACCAUCUUCCCAUUUCUUUUGGGGCUGGUCUUCAUGGUGCUAUAUUAUAAAUGUUUUCAUCCAAAUAUUGGUUACAUUUGUACACACAAGUAUUGAAAAAGUGAUACGAAUUUAGUUUCAUUUUUUUUUUAUUUAGAAGUUCUUCCAAAAUGACAGUAAGUCUUCUAGAAAAGUGUUCCUUGUAGGGCAAACGUUUUUAAAUUAAUUUCAAGUGUAGUAUUGCCUACUAUCAACAGUAGUUUAUUUUUACCAUUUAUCUUGCUCUUAUAUAAUGUAUAUGUUUUCUAAAAACAUAGCAAACAUGUUUGCUAUUUUCUGUUAAUAACAAUAAAAAAAAGUGGCCUAAAUACUCAGGAAUAACACAUGUUUUUCAUAAAUUUUUCAUGACAAUAUCAUUUUAUAAUACAUAUGUAUGUAUUUAUGCUGUAUUUUAAACAAAAAUAUUAAGCACUGUUAGAUUGAUUAAAACGAAAUGAAAAGACUGGAUUUUCGAUUAUCAUAUUACAAACUGUCGAUUUGCUCAUUUGAUAGUUUAAAUUUUAUUGAUUCCCUUCCCGGUCUGUCUACCUUAUAAUUGUAAUAGUAGAAUAACUGCUUUCGGUUUGUGAUGUAGUAGCUUAAAGAAAUCUUCCAGCAAUUUACAGUUUUGGUUUAUGAGCAGUGUAAAGCUCCAAUAAUGUUCGGUAUGAUAGUUUUAUGUUAUCACUUAAUCAAUUAAGGAACUGUACUGCCAUCAAAUUAGAUUUCAGUAAGUAAUAGUAGCUAUGGAAUAUCACACAUAGAAUUGAAUAAUAAUUUAGUGAUUUAAUUUUCUGUUUUUAAUUGAUCAUUCUUUGAUUUGUUCCUUUACUAUUUUGUCGUUUUCUUUACAUUGACUGUAGGAAAUAAAUUAUAACUUUUUAUAUUUUUUUAUUAGUAAAUAUUUAUGAUAUUUAUUUUCUAGUCGACUUUAAUACGUUUGUGAUUUCUGGUUCAGUUUCUUGUUUAAAUGUAAUAAAAAUAGUAGAUUUGGAAUGCUUAAGUGCUUAGUGAUAUACAUAUACAUAAAUAAUAUUAGUAAUUGUAGGUAUUUAUUUCUUGCUAAAUCAAAUAUUUGUAAAUUAGUAAAUUUUAAUUAAUUUAUUUA